AUGAUUGGUACCUGUAAGGCUGAGGUUAUGGUUGGUACCUGUAAGGCUGAGGUUAUGGCUGGUACCUGUACGUCUGCGGUGAUGGUUGGUACCUAUAAGACUGAUAUUAUGACUAGUACCUGUAAGACUGAGGUUAUGAGUGGUACCUGUAAUCCUGAGGUUAUGGUUGGUACCUGUAAGGCUGGGGUUAUGGCUGGUACCUGUAAGGCUGAGGUUAUGGCUGGUACCUGUAAGGCUGAGGUUAUGGCUGGUACCUGUAAGGCUGGGGUUAUGAUUGGUACCUGUAAGUCUGUGGUUAUGGUUGGUACCUGUAAGGCUGAGGUUAUGAUUGGUACCUGUAAGGCUGAGGUUAUGGCUGGUACCUGUAAGGCUGUGGUUAUGGCUGGUAACUGUAAGUCUGAGGUUAUGGUUGGUACCUGUAAGUCUGAGGUUAUGGUUGGUACCUGUACGUCUGCGGUUAUGGUUGGUACCUGUAAGUCUGAGGUUAUGGGUGGUACCUGUAAGACUGGGGUUAUGGUUGGUAACUGUAAGACUGGGGUUAUGGUUGGUACCUGUAAAGCUAAGGUUAUGGCUGGUAACUGUAAGGCUGUGGUUAUGGCUGGUAACUGUAAGUCUGAGGUUAUGGUUGGUACCUGUAAGGCUGUGGUUAUGGCUGGUAACUGUAAGGCUGUGGUUAUGGCUGGUAACUGUAAGUCUGAGGUUAUGGUUGGUACCUGUAAGGCUGUGGUUAUGGCUGGUAACUGUAAGGCUGUGGUUAUGGCUGGUAACUGUAAGUCUGAGGUUAUGGUUGGUACCUGUAAGACUGAGGUUAUGGCUGGUACCUGUAAGUCUGAGGUUAUGGUUGGUACCUGUAAGGCUGAGGUUAUGGUUGGUACCUGUAAGACUGGGGUUAUGGUUGGUAUGGUUGGUACCUGUAAGUCUGAGGUUAUGGUUGGUACCUGUAAGGCUGUGGUUAUGGCUGGUACCUGUUAG
This is a messenger RNA of Ylistrum balloti, 972 nucleotides long. RefSeq lists its product as uncharacterized. Lineage: Eukaryota; Metazoa; Mollusca; Bivalvia; Pectinida; Pectinidae. The transcript has a single exon. The record is from RefSeq and is a predicted model, not a curated record. Bases 1 to 972 code for a protein of 323 amino acids.